Paramecium sonneborni is the source of this 1119-nucleotide messenger RNA. Lineage: Eukaryota; Ciliophora; Oligohymenophorea; Peniculida; Parameciidae. The record is from the annotation of a GenBank genome assembly.
AUGAGAAAAAAGAUAUUAAAUAAAGGUAUCAAAUCAAAUUUGAUAUUUAAAGCAAAUAGUUAUAGAUUUGCUUAUGGAUUAGAUUCAUUACUAAAGAGAAUAUUAGGAUAUUUGUAAGAUAAUUCUAAUGAAAAAGAUUUAGAAAUCCAAUUGAAUACAAAGGGAAAGGAAAUAGAUAUUGAAUAAAGAUAAAUUAUAAUUGAAAAUGAAAAUAAAGAGUUAAAGAGAAUUGAAUAUGUUUACUUAUUCUUAAAUGUUUACAAAAAAUAAUAAAUCGGCAUAUUAAUUGAAUAAGACUUAGAAAAAUUUGUUUCAAAAGUAUAAAAUGAAUUGAUAAUCCAACCAACCAACAGAAGGACCAUAAACUAAUUUCUAUUGUUUUAAAGAGUCAGGAGGUAAAAUUGGGAGACAUUCAAGCAAUUAAAUUUUAAUAUUGGAGGAGAGCAUUUAGUAUAUUUCAUGCAGAAGUAAUAUAUUAAAAUGAAGAAGUAUUUAUAUCUUAUUUAACUUAGUUUUAUAUAAACGAUAUAGGAUCUACAACAGGUAUUUUCAUUACAGUUGAAACAAAUAAUAAUUGUAAAUUGGAAUGGUUGUUGAAUUAGGUAGCAAUUAAUUUGAAAUUUAAUAAGCGAAUAGAAAUGGUUCUAAUAUAGAUGUAAAUAUUAUCAAUAAAUAAUUAGGUAAUAUGAUAAUUAUUGAAGGACAAAUACUCCUGAAAAACAUGUUAUCAAUUUAACACCUCAAAAGAGUGUGACAACUGUUGGCAGACAAUAGACUGCUAAUCUUACAUUUAGUGAAGAUCAUCAUCUUUCUAAUAUCCAUGCUAAAAUUUGUUUAAUUGAUGGUAGAGUUUAUUUGGAAGAUAUGGGGUCAAAAUUUAUAUCUUGGUUAAGAUUAUCAAGAGAAGGUUAACCUUCAUAGUUAUAUCCAUUAUCAAAUUAAACAGUUUUAAAAAUUGGAACUACAUCUACUUAUUUAUGUAAAAGAAAUACAUAGUUGGUUGUUGAAAUUGUUAUAAACUAUAAUUUUUAUAUUAUUUAUUAAUGUUUAUUAAAUUUAAUAUAUAUAGAAAGACAAUUUAAAAUGUAUCGUAAUAUACAUCACCUGUAUAGAUCAUGA